Messenger RNA from Porites evermanni, 384 nucleotides. The record is from the annotation of a GenBank genome assembly. Lineage: Eukaryota; Metazoa; Cnidaria; Anthozoa; Scleractinia; Poritidae.
AUGAAAAUCGGCCAGCAGAUCAAGUUUAUUGUCAUCAGCCAGCAGGCGAACUCCUUGUACUCUCUGAUUGCUGAUGGGCAAUACCGCAGCACCUCACUGGGUCGUGACACGUGGAAGUCGUUGAUUGGCUCUGAGGUCUCUUUGCAGUUCAGCUGUAACAAGGAAGGAUUCAAUGCCAUAUCUACUUUGGAACAAAGUUCCAGGGCAAGAAUCGGUAUUCUGGGAAAUAAUGAACUUGGCGAAUGUGAUUCCUGCGAUUCUAGAAUCGGGUUUAGUACUGAAGGGAAUCCAAAUAAUGACAACACGUGUGGAAAUGUGGGACAUAACUCAGGUGAUAAUGGUGAGAAAGACAUUAGAACCAUGGGUUAUAUCUUAGUGCAAUAA